AAAAAAAAAUGUGUAGGAAUAAAAGUGAGUUGCCAUAUAUAUCUCCACGUUUUACUCCCAUUAUGGCAUGUUAAGGAAUUAUAACCGACUCAUUAAUCAUUAUGGGAUGGGAUAGUAGUAUAUACAACUGUAAUUCUUUCCCCCUCUUCAUGCUUCCAUGUCUUCCUCCUUUAAUUCCUUUUUCAAAUUCAAAAAAGUCCCAUAAUUCCCUCUCCUUAACAUUCUCCCCUUAGCUCUCUUCAAGGAAAAAAAAUCAAACUACCCCUUGUCUUGCUCUUUUGAUACUUGCAUCAGAAUGAGCAGUCCAUACACAGUAACCAGGCUUGUGAGAUGGCGCAUUAGAGAUUGGGUAUCUUGUUUCUAUGCUUGCAGGUUCCCCUUAGAGGAAGAAAAAGAUAAAUUUUGCUCAAUGACGCCUGAAAAACCGAGUAGGAAAAUGAUUUUUGACCCAAUGGGUGAUAGCAGAAAGAACAGAAAGAAGAAGUUGAACAAGAAAAUGGAACACAGAAAAAAAGAAACAGUGAAAGUUUCGGCAGAGAAGGCUGAAGAAGGAGAAAAGGACUCGAAUUGGCCUCGGUUCUCAGAAGAGGAUUAUAUUGUGUUUUGCUUCGAAGAAGAUGGAGGAAUACAUAUAGUGGAAGAUAGAAAGUCGGAAGCAUUUCACCAGAAAAUUGAUCAUGCUAACUUAACUUCAAAGCCUGUGUGUAGGAAGCUUAAGUAUGUAGAGAAUGUACCAGAGGUACUUCCUCAAAGUAAACACGACAUGGUCAGUGUAGAUGGAGAAAACAGCUAUGAGUCAGCUGAAGAACAGAUUCCUGUUUCAGAAGAUAAGAGUGAGGGAAAAGGGAGCGACGAUAUGGAAGACGAAUGGCCACCGGCUGUGAUUAAAGAGAUUAGUCACAUAGGUGAGGUUAGUGAAAGCAAAACAACUCCAUCUGCGGAAUCAAGUGACUCUAAUUACUCCAAUGGUAGCACUGGUUCCUUUGCCUUCCCUGUGUUGGGCUGGGAAUGGAUGGGCAGUCCAGCUCAAAUGCCAAAACCUGAAGAAGAAGAAGGCCCACGUUUUGGGAAGCAUAAGGCUUGGAGCAGCGUUCGUCAUCACUGUUGCAAAUUUUGAUACAUUCUCCUCCCACUUGUUUCCCCUAGGA
This is a messenger RNA of Lycium ferocissimum, 1148 nucleotides long. RefSeq names its product protein BREAKING OF ASYMMETRY IN THE STOMATAL LINEAGE. Bases 296 to 1117 code for a protein of 273 amino acids. The record is from RefSeq and is a predicted model, not a curated record. The transcript has 5 exons. Gene Ontology annotation, biological process: regulation of asymmetric cell division. NCBI's taxonomy places the organism in Eukaryota, Viridiplantae, Streptophyta, Magnoliopsida, Solanales, Solanaceae.